Molecule: messenger RNA, 1002 nt
Organism: Mesocestoides corti
Lineage: Eukaryota; Metazoa; Platyhelminthes; Cestoda; Cyclophyllidea; Mesocestoididae
Source: the annotation of a GenBank genome assembly
AUGGUUGUUGAACCACGCCGUCUGCUUCGAUCAGCUCAAAGUGUCAGGAGUAUGCUUGGUUAUACUUCCGCUUGCCGACAUCUUGCAACUCGAUCGAAUUCAAUUUGGAUUACUAAAAAGGAACUGUCUUCUCUGCUGAAUUCAAGUGACAUAUUAAUCAUCGACGUUAGAGAACCUAAUGAAAUUUUGGAAACUGGUAUUAUACCUGGGGCUUUUAAUGUUCCAUGUACGGAAUCCUUGUCUUCGAAUUCGACUCUAUUUAGAGAGAGGUUUGGAUUUAAUCGAGAAGACCUCAUAUCCAAAAGAAGCGGAGUACAAAGCGCCAGGUCUGUGGAGAUAGCAAAGGAACUGGGUUUUCACAAAUUGGUGUCGAUGUGGCUGGUAGCAAGCUGUGGUGCAGCCCUAUUAUUCGUUGAUACCCGAAGAAUGCAAAUGCUAAGAGGUCCACCGUCUGCUCACCUGCUAGGCCUGUUGUGCGACUGGUGUUUGAGCGUGUUUGGAGACAAAUCAAAGAUAAGAGAGUCACUGAAUUCACUUAACCCGCUUUCUCGUGCGUACGGCAAAGGCUCACUGGAAGUCAAUAUUCCGGUGUCGGAGCGCCGACUCUCAGUGUCAACAAUGAGAACGAAUGCGCAUGGAUUUACAAAGGUAGAAGUAGAUAUUCCGCCACACAAUCAACUACUUGUGUUCGUUAUGUUUCACCUCUGGAAUGCCGUUGGUAAUACAGCCAUCCAGGAAUCCGACGUCACUGUCUCGAUUUCCAGCGCAUCGGUGCGCCUGCACUUACACUCGAUAACGCAUGUCCGUUGUAUUCACCUGCACGGCUGUCGUCUGGUUAUGGAGGAAAUUUAUCAAUUAACCUGGCCACAAGGUUACCUCAAUCUUCACCAGAAGACGGUGUCGGAGUGCUGUUUGCAGGGAAUCAUUCCAAAACAAAGUAUUAAUGAGACGUCGUGCAAAUCGACAGCUGGUGAAAUGCGUGAUUGGGCAUUUGUCUUAUAA